Molecule: messenger RNA, 717 nt
Organism: Cetraspora pellucida
Lineage: Eukaryota; Fungi; Glomeromycota; Glomeromycetes; Diversisporales; Gigasporaceae
Source: the annotation of a GenBank genome assembly
AUGUGUUUGCAAGACCAAUCUGAAACUAGUGACCAACCUAAAUGUUUAUUACUAUACCAAAGUAUUUAUGAAGAAUCGUAUGAUGAUUUAUAUAAAGAUAGUUGUAGAUAUUAUAAGCCAGAAGAUAGUUGUGGAGAGGAUGAGCCAGAAGAUAGCAUAUUAAGAGAAAUUUAUAAUAGGCAAAUGUUUGUGUUAUUUGAAGUACUUGAACAAUGUUUAAAGAUAUCAGACGAUAUAAUGAAUGAAAUCAAAUUUUAUGUACAAGAGUGUCAAUUAGAAGCUACUGUUUUAAAAAAGAUAUUAAGAAAAAAGUAUCCAGAUCAGGACAUUUACUGCCAAGAUCUUUAUAAUAUGAUACAUAAAUUUAAAGCUGGUUCUCAAGUUAAAAAUGAUGCUGCAACACUUCUAAAACAUUUAAUUAAAUUACAUUCGGAGGAUCCUGAAUAUUAUUUCAAAAUUAAAUUUGAGAAAGAACUUUUGUUAAGAGAAGAAGUUCAAGAAAAAUCAAUUACACUAAUUCAAGUUGAAACUGAAUUUCAAACCAGCACAUUUCAAACAUUAAAUAAUAUCUGUGGGCAAGAAAUAUUUAAUGAAUCUUUUAUAAAUUUAGAUUCAAAAAAAGAAAUAUAUGGCUGUGGUAUUAGGCUAUGCAAAAAGGCUUUAAAUUUGGUAAUCUUAAACAAUUCUUGUGAAGCUUUUGAAGAGCUUUUACAAUAA